Messenger RNA from Phalaenopsis equestris, 2907 nucleotides. RefSeq names its product branchpoint-bridging protein-like. The transcript has 2 exons. The record is from RefSeq and is a predicted model, not a curated record. Gene Ontology annotation, cellular component: nucleus. Gene Ontology annotation, biological process: regulation of mRNA splicing, via spliceosome. Gene Ontology annotation, molecular function: zinc ion binding; mRNA binding. NCBI's taxonomy places the organism in Eukaryota, Viridiplantae, Streptophyta, Magnoliopsida, Asparagales, Orchidaceae. Bases 172 to 2568 code for a protein of 798 amino acids.
AAAUUUACAUCUCUGCGUAAACUGGAAUGUGAAGGGUGAUGGUUGUUCUCUCGAACCUUCGUCACCAUUCUUCUGGAGGAUCUCGCUGUGUUCCGAACGGCCCAAUUCCAAACCCUAGAUGCUCCUUCUCAGCAAUCCCCCCAAACUGUUGAUGCGAACAACUUCAAUCCAAUGAUUCACAAGCAGCAAAACCUAGCCUCCGGCUUUCAUGAUUCACCGCAACCCCCAACGCUCGAAUCGCUGGUAGAGUACCCCGCCCCACCACCCUCUGUUGAAACCCACCUAGCUCCUUCUGUAAGCAAGGACGACAAGCAGGACACGAGAAGUCAGGCGCCAUGGCUGGACGGACUUGAGAAGCCUCUGGUAUCGGACACUAGCAUUCUGAAGACCCACAGUGGAACCGAUAGAGAUUGCUCGGGAGGGGAGGAGGAGACGAGUAGCCGCAGUCGCCGGCGAAGCCGUUGGGAUACUGAUUCUUUGGAACAGAACGGGAGUGAUGGCACGGGGACUGGAAGGAAGAGGAAGUCCCGGUGGGCCGAGGAUGCACCCCUGCCUGUGGUCCAGCUCCCGGAUUUCAUGAAGGAUUUCACUGCGGACCUUGAUCCCGAGGUACAAUCGCUGAACUUUAGAUUACUUGAGAUCAAUCGCAAGCUCCAGUCAGGGAUUUUCCUAGAUGAUAGGCCUGAAGGUGCUAGGUCACCUUCUCCAGAACCAAUCUAUGACAACAUGGGUAUCAGGAUAAAUACUAGAGAAUAUAGAGCAAGAGGAAAGCUGAUGACAGAGAGACAGGAUAUCAUCUCAAAGCUGAUUCAGAAGAAUCCGGCUUUCCGUCCUCCUGCAGACUAUCGGCCUCCCAAGCUCCAGAAAAAGUUGUAUAUUCCCAUGAAGGAGUAUCCAGGUUAUAAUUUCAUCGGGCUUAUCAUUGGCCCUAGGGGAAACACUCAGAAGAGAAUGGAGAAGGAAACUGGUGCAAAGAUUGUCAUUCGAGGAAAGGGAUCAGUGAAGGAAGGAAGGCUGCAGCAGAAGAGAGAUUUGAAACAUGAUCCUGCGGAGAAUGAGGAUCUUCAUGUAUUGGUUGAAGCCGAAACCCAAGAGGCCCUCGAUAAGGCGGCAGAUAUGGUCGAGAAGCUCCUACAGCCCGUUGAUGAAGUUCUGAAUGAACAUAAGAGGCAGCAGCUUAGAGAACUUGCAGCUCUUAAUGGGACGAUUAGGGAUGAUGAGUUUUGUAGGCUGUGUGGUGAGCCAGGCCACAGGCAGUAUGCUUGCCCAGCUCGCGGUUCAACUUUUAAGAGUGAUGUUCUUUGCAAGAUCUGUGGAGAUGGAGGCCACCCAACCAUUGAUUGCCCGAUGAAGGGGUCUGGGUCUGGAAACAAGAUGGAUGAUGAGUACCUGAACUUCUUAGCUGAACUUGGUGGAUCUGGACCUGAAUCCUUAACAAAGCAAAGCAUAACAUUACCUAUUCAAGCUUCAAAUUCUGGAAACAAUCCUCCCUGGAUUAGUGGUAGUGUUGCUGGGAGUGCUGCAGCUAAUGAGAUCAAGAAGGAUUAUGAUGAAACUAAUUUGUAUAUUGGUUACCUGCCUCCUAACCUUGACGAUCUUAGCUUGAUUAGGCUGUUUGGCUCUUUUGGUGAUAUUGUUAUGGCUAAGGUUAUCAAGGAUAAGAUUACUGGACUUAGUAAAGGCUAUGGUUUUGUGAAAUAUUCAGAUGUGUCCAUGGCUAACCAGGCAAUAUCCAGCAUGCAUGGAUACCAACUGGAAGGGAGGACUAUAGCUGUGAGAGUAGCUGGCAAGCCACCUCAGCCUGUCGUGCCUCCAGGUCCUCCCGCUCCACCUAUAACUCCUACACCGUAUGGAACAACUGGUGGUUAUCCAUUACAUCAACCUUAUAUGGCUGGAACCAUGGGGAAUGCUCAGGCACUACCUCAAGGAAGUUUUGUUGGUGCUCCAGCUCCAGUGGGAACACCAGCUCCACCCCCUUACUCAUCUUACCCCCCUCUGCCACCACCUGGUUCUAGCAUGUAUAAUCUAGUGCCAGGCCAAACUAUAGCUCCUUAUGGAAUGCAGUACCCCCCUCCGCCACCAAUUUCUGCACCACCAUCACCACCUGCACCUCCUGGUUCUACUGAUGCAACUAACAAUACUCCUUCUGGGUUACCAGCACAGAGUACCACUGCAGCCACUCCACCUUUGCCUGCUCCCAUGUAUGUUCCAUAUAGUUCUUCUAGCGCAGGAAUGGUUUCACCUAUUCCUCCGCCAUAUUCAACAACUUAUGGUUACCAACCUUAUUUUACCUCCGUGCCUACUUUACAAGCACCAACUUUUGAUCCCACUCGGAGUGUAGCAAAUGUCCCAUGGGCCUCAAAUCCAGCAGCUCCUCAAUCUGAUUUAAGUGUUUCGAAUGCUCAUUCGGCCAUGGACGAACCAGCUUCUUCUCAACCUGAGGGUGUAUCGAAUUUACCCUGGACUUCAAAUCCAUCUUCUUCUCAGCCUGCUUCAUCUGCAAAUCAGUAUAGCACAGUUAGUGAUGCUGACACUGAGUAUGAGAAGUUUGUUUCUGAGAUGCAUUGAAACCAAUUUUUGGAGAUUCUGUUGUUGUCCUGCAAGGCUUGAGGUUUCUCUGAGCUAGAAUGCGACAUAAGUACUCUUAGCCUUGCUGUUCUGCAGUGUGGAUAAAAUGAGCUGAUUAUAAUUGAUGUUACUGAUAUAUUUGAUUUUCUAGUGCUUAACCAUGCUGUUGAUUGAAUCACAGGACAAUGGACCUGAAUAAAAUGCCUCAUGGAGUCAUCAAUCUAUGGAUCAGAUGAUGUUCCCUUAUUUAUUGGCUAUAUUGUGAAACUAUUUUAAGAAAACUGACAUUUUUGUGUUUUUGUUGUUAUUUUCUAGAACAAGUACAUUGUUUUAGUUUCA